UUAUCAAAUGCCUCUGACUUCAAGGACAUUAUUACCUGGACUAAGUACCCCGGUGCAGCCACGCAUAGCGCUGAGCAUACUGUCAAAGCCCCGACAAGAGUUGCUUUCUCCGAGGAGAAUGACGAUCUCGAUAGAACGGCCUGGGGCUACGAGGUUGAAGCAGGCAUGACAUCGUAUUCCUGGACAAAGUUGCUUCUUGACGAGUCCCCGCUUUCCGAAUUUGAUGACCCAGAUACUUACUCCAAAAUGAACUCUGAGAUCAUGCGGCUUCCUAAAAGAAUGUCAGCAAAGGAUGUUGCUAAAGAGUACCUUAUGGGAAUGAGGAAGAUGUUUGACGACAGUGUUGCUAAGUUUGCGGGCUCUCAGCUAGAUAACCUCCCAAUGGAGUUCUGGCUGACGGUCCCAGCCUCGUGGAGCGAAAAAGCAAAACUACUCACUAAAAAUGCGGCCAUAGAAGCAGGGUUUGGCGUCAGGAAAAUUGACAGUAUCAAGCUCAUCUCAGAACCCGAAGCGGCGGCACAUAUGGCGUUGAAGGUCAGCAUCCACCGAUUUGAAGAUUUCGUAAAACCCGGGACAGGUGUUUUAGUAUGCGAUUGUGGUGGCGGUACUGUGGACGUCACAACUUAUGAGAUUGAGAAGUUGCGGCCGACACUCACGCUCCGAGAAACAGUUGUUGGUGUUGCCGGCAAAUGCGGCGGCACUUAUGUGGACCGCAAUCUUCUAAAACUUCUUUCGGAAAGAUUUGGCGAGGCGUUCAAAAGCCUCACACCCGAAGAAAUCGGGCCAGGUAGCAGCUUUAUGGACGCAUUCGAAAGCAAGAAGAAAGAUUUUAGAAUGAAAAAUCCAGCCACUCGGCGACCCUGCAGAAUACAGCUCUAUAUGCCGGGGUUGGGAGUGACGUCUGAACUCGGGCGUUACUAUGAUAGAAAAUCACACUCGGUUCUAUUGGCUCAGGAAGACUUUAAAGGCAUCUUUGAUCCAGUUAUUGAUCGUAUAAUCAAACUGAUAGAAGACCAGAUGAAUAAAGUUGAGAAGAUAAACGAGCGUCCAAUCGAAACUAUUGUCCUCGUUGGUGGAUUUGGGUCUUCGCCAUAUUUGAAUGAGAGGUUGACCGACUGGUGUAAGGUCAAAGGGAUCCGUCUCACCAUCCCGGCCACAGGCGCUUGGUCUGCUGUUGGCUGCGGCGCGGUGCUACGUGGCUUAGAAGGUUCUAUCGUCAAGGAGAAGAAAUGUCGGAAGCACUACGCUGAAAUCAAUUCAGAAUUUUUCACGACUUUCACGGGUAAAAUUGACAACUCUGGAAGAAGUCGUCUUUACUCUUGCAGUUUAGACAUUGCUCCAGAAACCAUCGAAAAUGAGCGCAUUGAGGAAAUUGGAAAAAUCCGGUAUACCUUAGAUGACAUAGAUUGGUCAGAAGUCCCCAAUGUUAAGCGGAUUACGCAAAAUGGAUUGGAUUACAUUCAGAUAGGGCUUGUUCUUAAUAUUCGCCUUGACGAUGAGGUAGGCCAUCUGGUAUUCCGCAUACUUUGUAACGGGAAAGAGGUUGGUAAAGCAGAGUUAGACUUGGAGGGCGAAUGA
This is a messenger RNA of Trichoderma virens Gv29-8, 1578 nucleotides long. RefSeq lists its product as uncharacterized. Lineage: Eukaryota; Fungi; Ascomycota; Sordariomycetes; Hypocreales; Hypocreaceae. The annotation marks the transcript as partial. Gene Ontology annotation, molecular function: ATP binding; ATP-dependent protein folding chaperone. The record is from RefSeq and is a predicted model, not a curated record. The transcript is spliced from 7 exons.